Messenger RNA from Baudoinia panamericana UAMH 10762, 1835 nucleotides. RefSeq lists its product as uncharacterized. Gene Ontology annotation, cellular component: catalytic step 2 spliceosome. The record is from RefSeq and is a predicted model, not a curated record. Lineage: Eukaryota; Fungi; Ascomycota; Dothideomycetes; Mycosphaerellales; Teratosphaeriaceae. The transcript has a single exon. Bases 145 to 1587 code for a protein of 480 amino acids.
GCUUUCAAGCAGCCGAGAUGCCGAAAGCGGCGCAGCGGCCCGAUCGUUAGCCGUACAAUUAGUCAUUGCUCGUGAUGGCUUCCUCUAAAGCGUACAUUCUUCUGGAACCCGUCUUUCAGCACAGUAAGCUGAGGGUACUUGAAAAUGGCUUUACGGACGUCUCAAGCGCUGGUGAAGCGCUCGGCUGACCAGGCACUCAUGCCACCGCCACCAACGCGGCGGAUAAAGCGUCCUAAGAAUGUAUUGAAGGAAGAUGUCUACUCAGAUGCGCUCUCUCACAUCAUAGCCCGUGACUUUUACCCUGGGCUUCUUGAAACCGAGGCGCAGCAAGAGUAUCUUUCCGCGUUGGACUCAAAUAACAACGAAUGGAUAAGAGAAGCAAGCCGGCGCUUAACGCAAGUUAUGACUCCAGGGCCUGACGGCCGGCGGAAGAUGAUGCCGUUCACACCACGAAGGACAGCGGCAAUGCUGAGCGAGACUCCGAGAGGAUAUACGGGUGGAACCCCUUCGCGCACUCCGGUCGACGUUGAUCACUUUACGCCCGAAGAGGAACGGCCGAAUGUAAAUGUCAACAUGAGCCUGGCAUCUUUCCAGGGGAAAUACACCUCGGAAGACAACGAGAGCUUCUACGGCGUACUUGAUAAGCAGAAUCAGAGACGAGCAAACAAGUACGCAUUCUUCCACCACGGCAAUAAGAUACCGACUGCCCGGCAAAUUGCGCAUAGGGCGCGGGAGCAGAAGCUUAUUGAAGAUGGCAAACGACCCAGCAUUUCGACGGCUCUGGUGACUACGAACGCUGGAGGCGAAGAACGACUGGCUAUAGCUCAUGCUCGGCCGUCAGAGGAUCUUGAUGCACGGCCUGCAUCUCUGGACGGGUUCCGUAACAGUGAAGGUCCACGCAACCACUUCAUGUUUGGUCCUGAAAGCGUUGAAGACAGUAUGAGCACACGAGCUCAAGAAGCUGAGCAAGCGAGUAACGCACCUCCUAAAAGUGUCACUUACACUGCAACCCGCUUCCAAACGGACCGCCUUCCGGCCGAGGGCGCGGUGCCUCCCAGUCCAAGCAUCAGCGCAAUCGAUGCCGCGAUCGCCGGCCGUCCCAAGCCCACUGAAUCGGAGGCAGGAUAUAGCGGCGCGGAGACACCACGAGUAAACGGUUACGCAUUUGUAGACGCUGAACCCACGCCAUCCGAGCUAGGCAUACCCGUGACAGACGAAGAGGCCGAUGCAGCCGAACGCGAGGCAGCAAUGGCAUUACUCCCGAAGAUUGAAGAGGGCAAGCCCAACCCUUUUCAUGUUAGCGAGCGAAGUAAGCGUGAAGAGCUUCAUCAUAGGUUGGUGGAGAAAGCGGACGCUGGAAGGCGGAGGGGUGGCCGCAUGGAGCAGCUAAGAAGUUUGGGUAUCACGCCCGGAGGAACGCCAACGCCACGGUUUUCGAGCGCGCCGAAUACGAAGAAACAAAGGAUUAUGACGCCGGCGGCACGGAUGCUGGCGGCAAGCCUGGGAACGCCGAAGAAAGAGCGAAGUGGGUUCGAUGAGGAUCGCGACAACCAGAAGGCGACGCCGAAAGUGAAGCGGAUGGCGUAAGGCGAGAGACUGCUUGUCUUCAGGACCAAUGCGUGUCGCCUUCUUCUCGUCCGGUCUACGGUGCCAGAUACCCUACCCUCGGGCUCUGAUGCAAGUAUACAUAUAUACAUGCAGGCAAGCAACUCCAGGCUAUCGAUAAGGUCGAGCUCCUGGACUGCAGAAAAGCCACUGUAGGGCGGCCCGACCGAACUUCACUCGGCGGCUCGGGAGUGGAGUGGCACCCGCCUCAAGCGGAGAUCUUGGAGCGA